AAUAAAAGAAAAACAACAAAUAUUUGGAGCAUAAAGAACACAAGCUUAUGUAAAUAUUGCACAUGAAUUUAUAAAUAUAGACACAACGCAGGAAAUCCAAAUGCAACUACAAAAACAAACAGCUAACAAGCAAAGCAAUAUAAAAGAAUUAACAUAAAUAGCUUAAUUAUGGCUUCCUUGCGCGUAGUCAAUAGAUUGGUCUGCCGCGGUUUUAUUGUGCUCACACUGCUGCUCAUGUUCUUUAACGAGGUGCUCAUCUACUAUAUUGCUCAAGCCAGUUGGCAGCCAAUAGACUGCACACUAUCCAAUUGUACACGCAUGCUGCUCAUUGCUGAUCCCCAAAUCUUGGGCACCUCCUAUGAUCGCUCCUCACAUAGUCCGCUGGCACGCUACGACUCUGAUCGUUAUCUACAAAAGUCCUUUGAGCGCGCCUUAUCCUUUACUCAGCCGCAUAUCAUUGUCUUUCUCGGCGAUUUGCUGGACGAGGGCAACAUAGCCACUGCUCAGGAGUAUAAACAAUAUGUGAAACGCUUCAAGCGCAUCUAUCAGAGCAAAAAAUACAACAAUCGCAUACAUGUGCCUGGAGAUAACGAUAUUGGCGGCGACAAUGGCGAUUAUAUAUCAAAUUCCAAUCAGCGGCGCUUCGAAAACGAAUUUAUGAGUGAAGAUCUGUUUGAAUACGACAAUCAUGUGCGUUUCUUCAAGAUUAAUCGCAUGCUCUUGGACUUUACAAAUCCCGAUAGGGAACACAAUGCGGAACGUCUGCGUAUUGGAGUUUCACAUGCGCCCUUAUUAAUAGGCGGUGGCCCACUUUUACGUGCCAUUAUUAGCGAUAUAGAUCCACAUAUCAUAUUUUCUGGCCACUGGCACGAAUCGCGCAUAUUUAUUUAUCCCUCCACGAAAGUUAUUAACUUUUAUGAAAAUGCAGUGCGGCAUUUUGAUUUGAAAGCGCUGAAGGAAGAGGAGCAUAGCUAUUUGGAAAUUAUGGUGCCCACCUGCUCUUAUCGCAUGGGCAAAGCCAAAAUUGGCAUGGGAUACGCAGUGCUAGAAAACUACAAUCUAAGUUAUACAGUGCUGUGGCAGCCGAAUCGCUUUAUACUUUUAUUUACUUAUGUAUUUUGGGGACUAUUUGUGCUGUGUGUUGCCAUUGUCUACAAAAUGAUGACUCGAUGUCCGUUUCGAGUGGCCAAGCGUCAAUCAAUCUAUAAUCGUAUAUCAAAUAUACCUCAAUUUUAGACUGUACAAUCCUAAGCAUAAGCAAAAAUAAUAGAGACUGUAGCCUUAUAAUAGAAAUAACAAUGUUACAAUAAACAUGUUUAAUAAUGAGCAUAAGUUUAUCCAACUCGUGUGGCUGAUCUAGAAUAACAUACUUUUUAGCCGCCU
Drosophila busckii is the source of this 1383-nucleotide messenger RNA. RefSeq names its product metallophosphoesterase 1 (gene Mppe). Gene Ontology annotation, biological process: GPI anchor biosynthetic process. The transcript is spliced from 5 exons. Gene Ontology annotation, cellular component: endoplasmic reticulum. Gene Ontology annotation, molecular function: hydrolase activity. The coding region runs from base 169 to 1236 and encodes 355 amino acids. NCBI's taxonomy places the organism in Eukaryota, Metazoa, Arthropoda, Insecta, Diptera, Drosophilidae. The record is from RefSeq and is a predicted model, not a curated record.